This is a messenger RNA of Megalopta genalis, 2747 nucleotides long. RefSeq lists its product as uncharacterized. The record is from RefSeq and is a predicted model, not a curated record. Lineage: Eukaryota; Metazoa; Arthropoda; Insecta; Hymenoptera; Halictidae.
AUAGUAGGGUAAUACUGACAAUACGUGUGAGGCGAGGUGGAGCUACGCGUUACAACCAAUCGUACCCGCAUUCUUUAGGCUCGCCAUCUCCUCAGCUCUGCAUGUAUCCACAUAAACAUUGAGUUCUGUUUUUGGAAGUGGGUGAUAUUUCAUAGAAGCUUCAUUUGGCAUGUCGAUUGAUCAUCACAGUGGCAAAGGUUAUGCGCCUUUGCCACAAAGCAUAAGCAACACUGAUACAGAGGAUGAAGAUUGUUUGCCACAACAAAACGAAACUCCUAAAGAACAUACAGAUGAUGCUUUAGCGGAAUCAACAAUAGUUCAUGAAAAUGGAAUAUAUUAUCCUUUGGAUGAAACAAAAAAUGCAACGAAUCGGAUGAAAAAUGGACAGAAUAUGCUUAAAUAUUACAGAGACGACAUACCAAUAAUGGUAAUUGAGGGGAAUGAUCAAAAUGAUUUAUGGAAACCACGUGACAUGUCUCCCCUUCGCCGAUUCUGUUUGGUUAUAUCUAUAUUACUUUGUAUUAUAACAAUAGUUGUAUUUUUAUAUGUUUUACCUUGUGACAAUUCAAUGGUUUGUGCCACAAUUUCUGAACCUAAAUCAUCAAUAUCAUGGCAUAGAACUUUACAUGAAUUAGAAUUAUAUGGCCCUAUCUCUAUCAUUCAAGAUAAACCGUCUAAUCUCAUAUUCUUUGUUCGUGGUCAAAAAUACAAAGGAAAUGACACAACUGAAGAUCCGGGACAAAUAUCGGCAGGGGGAGGAAUAAUAUCAUUGCAAGAAAAUAGUGGUUCACCAUUAUGGUUAGUUUCAUUGAAAAGAUCACCUACUGAAAUAGAUUGUAUUACGGUUGAUACCGAUAAGUCUGGAAAACCAGAUUGCAUAGUUGCUGGUGAUCAAGGCCUCUUAGCUAGUAUCGAGCCUAUUGCAGGCAUUAUACAAUGGAGUUCAAAAAUUCAUACAUAUGAAAAGUUACCCCUAAUUUUGCCAGAUAUUGAUUCAGAUGGAGUUGCGGAUUUUUUAACUAUAGAGGUAGCAAUAAAAAAUAUGCCUAAUCUUGUCCUUUUAUCUGGAAAGACUGGUAAUCUUUUAGGAAGAUAUUCAACUGAGAACUGUUCGUUAGUUCUAUUAAUGAAUUCUAUUUCCAAUGAUACUAUAUCUUAUGUUUGUAAUGAAAAUAACAGAAAAGAUAUUGUGAAAACAAUGACACUUCCUGGAUUACUUCAUGCUAUGAAAUUACCAGAGUUAUAUAAGCAAUCUGUAGCAAAAUCAUCAGCUCCGUUUCGUAUGUUUCAAACAUUAAUGCAUCACGAUCAGGAACAUAAUUGGAAGCCUACAUCGUAUCAUAAUUUAAUUAUAGAAAAUGAAGGUUCGUGUCCUGGAGAACUUUGCAAAGCUAGUAUAAAGUUAACGUUAACUGGUAGCCAACCAAUAACUAUAUGGGAUCAUGUUAGUCCAAAUUCUUUUGUAUCGAAACCAGCUUUCCUAGUUACAUCUGGGGGUCCUUACAGUUUUGGAUUUGCUAUCAAGUUUUGGCAAUGGCUUGACUCCAUAACUGAACACACGAAAACAGUAUCUACUAUUACAGAAAAAAGAUUAAUAGAAAGUGUCUUAGUAGUAUUUGUUAACUACACUGAUAUUCAGGUUAUGAAUGCAAGUCAAAGUGAUGUCAUCCAGUUGUGUGAAGGAGCAGAUUGUCAACCAAAUUUGAAUUUGCGUGCUCGUUUUAGUUCACUUAAAAUCGAUUAUACAAGCGAAGACGGAUUCCCAGAAUUAAUAACUUAUUGGUCUUCGUAUAAUGUAGAGUCACAAAAGGAGCUUUACUUGACGUCUAACGUUCAAGUUGUAAAGUUAGAUUCCAUCGUGACUAGUCUGCCACGUAUAAGUGUUUAAUGAUUUUUAUGUUUACUUAGUAGCUGUACUUGUUUCUAAAUACAUUACUCCAGCUUCACCACCCAAAAGCAAGCAUAAUAAACAGCAACGAAACGGAUACAUAUGUCCGCGAAUAUAUUUAAGUGAAUUUAUUGUUGAAGGUGACUGGUCAUGAUUCUCUUAGAGCUAGUCAACACAUUUAAGAGUAACAGAACAAUGAUUUUUGCAGUUGCCUAAUUUAUUAUAAAAUCAUCUUUCAAACAAUAAUUUUCGUACUAAGCGGCCAUUGUUAUCGUCUACAUAUUUUAAAUGAACUCUCAAUGGUGCCUUGCAAAAGUUAUAUAGAAAAAUUAUGAGUAUAUGCAAAAUCUAAAUUUGCAAAACUACUUACAUGUUAUUAGAGAACAUACUACAUGAACGUUUAACAAAGUGCUGAAAGAGAUAGCAAAGUUCCUUUUCUAAUAUUACUUAACAGUGUGUGUGAGACUUUUUUUAUGUAAAUUCAUUAUUCAUCUCGAAUGAAUCGUUUCCUACAAGGAAUAGAGCUUAUUGCACACUAAUGCUAGUGCAGCCUAAUAGAAAUUCAAUAGCGAAUAAAAAUCUAAUUCUAGUCAAAUUUGUAUUAUUCUAUUCGUUUUAUUUGAAAAUUAUGUAUUUAUGCAUUAUUGUAAAUUAAUUAUUCAUCAUUCCAAAGUGUAGCGUUUUUUCCGAUUUUUUGCCUGUGAGUGAUUUUGUUUCUAAAUGAAAGUAUACCAACCUUAAAAUAAACGGUACUAAUUGUAUAUGACUCUAUAGAUUGUAUUUUCUUAAAUACAUUAAAUUUUGUUGAUUGUUCAAAUGUAUACUUCUUUCUUGAAAUAAAAGAAUUUGAAUGAAAAUA